AUGACUGCACGAAAAGCCUAUGUGAUGAAUGCAGAUUAUAACGAAUAUCCUCAUCCGCAAAUGGCAACACUAUUUGAUUUUUCUCGAAGAGCUGUGAUAACAACAAAGAAGCAAGAAAAUGCUGAACAUCCGAUUUCUCUAUCACAUACUGCAUCACGAAAGAUUAAUCAACUCAAGCGUCCUUCCAGAAGUAUAUGCGUUUGGCCGAUGGGUAAAUUUGGCUCGGAAUGUUAUUUAAAACACGAACUAGCGGACACAUCGCCUGCAAACAAUGGAGUUUAUGUUCCAUUAGAAGAUCGGUCCAAUCACAAGGCAUUUGUACAUCUUUGUCGAGGGGAGUUCUAUGGUGAAAGAUGUGAACAUCAUCGAAAUCAAAUUGAUGUUGAAUUUAGUGACGAAAUUAUCAAUGAAACUGCUUCUUAUUUAAUCCUUCGAUUAGUCACGACUGUCAGGCAGAAUAACAUUGUAAAAACCAGAGAAAGUGCUUCAAAGAUAAUGCUACAUACUCCAGCAUAA
Molecule: messenger RNA, 516 nt
Organism: Adineta ricciae
Lineage: Eukaryota; Metazoa; Rotifera; Eurotatoria; Adinetida; Adinetidae
Source: the annotation of a GenBank genome assembly